CACGACCCCUCCAUGGCCAUCAUGACUUUCUUCCUCGUCGCAUUCCACAAGACAUUGAUCUCUCCUCCUUAUCACUCACGUCACUGUAACCCACAAUGGCACCCAUUCAUCGCGUAGCCGUCAUCCAAUGGAACAUCCAGGAUCUCGCCAUCGAGGAAAACCACCGCAAAGCAUGCGAUUACAUCCGCGAAGCCGCAGCCCAAGGUGCUGAACUUGCCGUUCUCCCAGAAUACCACCUCAACGGCUGGGCCCCCUCCGACCCCCUCUGGCUCGACCAUGCGGCCUCCACCCAGCAAUACCUGCAAGCCUACCAAGCCCUUGCCCGCGACCUACACAUCUGCAUCGUUCCCGGCACGAUCGUCGAACGGCACGAGCCGCAGCCCGCCACGACGACCACCACCACCACCAAUUCCAACAAGGCCGAAAGCAAAAAAGACGCCCUCCUCUACAACACCGCGUACUUCAUCUCCCACGACGGCCGCAUCCUGGGCCACUACCGCAAGAAGAACAUCUGGCACCCGGAGCGCGAGUACCUGACGUCAUCCGGGGAGGAGCCGCACGAGGUGUUCGACACGCCGCUGGGGAAGGUGGGGCUGCUGAUCUGUUGGGAUCUGGCGUUCCCGGAGGCGUUCCGCGAGUUGAUUUCCAAGGGCGCGGAGCUGGUGAUUUUGCCGACUUUUUGGAGUCGCUACGACGCCUCGCCCGCGAUGCUGAAACAUAACCCGGAGUCGGAGAAGCUGUUCCUCGAGACGACCCUCACGGCGCGGUGCUUUGAGAAUACCUGCGGGAUCAUCUUUGCCAAUGUCGCGCGGGGCCAGGACCCGGAGGACAAGUUCAUGGGCCUCUCGCGGGUGGUGUUGCCGGUGGUGGGACCGGUGGGGCAGAUGGGCGACGAGGAAGGGGUGCUGGUGGUGGAUAUGGAUUUGGGGUUGGUGAGGAUCGCGGAGGAGAAUUACAAGGUCCGCGAGGAUAUGGAGAGGGAGGGCUGGCAUUAUACGUAUAGACACUCUUCGAUUGCGUGAACUGUCUGUUAUUAGAGGAUUAACAUGGAUGGUUGAGGUGGAGUCGAAAGCUGUUUCAAACUUGUGUACGUU
Molecule: messenger RNA, 1094 nt
Organism: Aspergillus japonicus CBS 114.51
Lineage: Eukaryota; Fungi; Ascomycota; Eurotiomycetes; Eurotiales; Aspergillaceae
Product: carbon-nitrogen hydrolase family protein
Exons: 4
Coding region: 96-1022 (308 amino acids)
Molecular function (GO): hydrolase activity, acting on carbon-nitrogen (but not peptide) bonds, in linear amides
Source: RefSeq, a predicted model, not a curated record